This is a messenger RNA of Alosa sapidissima (American shad), 1811 nucleotides long. Its product is annotated as melanocortin receptor 4-like. The transcript has a single exon. The coding region runs from base 787 to 1794 and encodes 335 amino acids. Gene Ontology annotation, biological process: G protein-coupled receptor signaling pathway. Gene Ontology annotation, molecular function: melanocyte-stimulating hormone receptor activity. The record is from RefSeq and is a predicted model, not a curated record. Lineage: Eukaryota; Metazoa; Chordata; Actinopteri; Clupeiformes; Clupeidae. Gene Ontology annotation, cellular component: membrane.
UGUGCGAUUCGGAGUCUUUGCAGAUCGACAGUGAACUCUGGUCUCUCUCUCUUUUAUUUUUGUCAUUUAUGUCAACUCUGUUCUUGUUAACCUUUUACUCAGAACUUGCCUUUCCCUCGACUCUUCUCUUGACGUUGCCAUGCCUUCUACUUUCAUCUUUCCUCUCAUAUCUCUCUCAUAGUUUAUUUAAUCUGUCACUCUCCCUCUCUCUCACUGUCAUUCUUUCUGGUGUUCUUUCAUCAGUCAUUUACUUUUAUCCACCCCCUGUAGACUCAGCACUUUCGCUCUCUCUCUCUCUUAAUCUAUCCCCUUUUGUCCUUCUCCCUCUCUCUCUCUCUCUCUCUCUCUCUCUCUCUCUCUUUCUCUCUGACUCUUUCUCUCCCUUUUGCUCCCUGCUAAUGGCUGUUAGAUGAGUGUGUAAAAAAGGCAAAGUAAGAGUGUGUGAGCGUGUGUGUGCGUGCUUGCGUGGGUACUUUGUAUUAAGGCUCGAGGUGUCGUCAACAGAUGUGUGUUGAAGAUGCCUGUGUGUGCGCACGUUGAUCUCAGGCAGAGGAGAGAAUCCUCACACAGCCAAGGACGAUCACACACCUGCUGUCCGACUCCGACUCGCGCGCCAUUCCGUCGCCCGCUCUCCCGCGUCUGACUCGGAUUUUUGGAUUAAGGGUCCGCGUGCGUGCUAGUGGUGCCCCCCGGGGGGAAGUCUGCGAGCAUCAAAGACUGCGGAACAAGGCUGAACAAAGGAUUCAAGUUCAGGAGGGCAGGAGAGGAGAGCUCCUUUUGAAACCAAUGACCAUGAAUGCUACUCCGCACUUCGGACUGAUCCCAAGCUACUUCGACACAAAUCUCACUCACCUCAUGGAGGGAAAGGACGCAUCCUCCUCCUCAUCGUCGUCAGAGGGUUGCUACGACCAGCUGCUGAUCUCCACCGAGGUCUUCCUGGCGCUGGGCAUCGUGAGCCUCCUGGAGAACAUCCUGGUGAUCGCCGCCAUCAUCAAGAACAAGAACCUGCACUCGCCCAUGUACCUGUUCAUUUGCAGCCUGGCCGUGGCCGACCUGCUGGUGAGCGUGUCCAACGCGUCCGAGACCAUCGUCAUCGCGCUCAUCAACAGCGGCACGCUGGCCGUCCCGGCGGACAUCAUCAAGAGCAUGGACAACGUUUUCGACUCCAUGAUCUGCAGCUCGCUGCUGGCGUCCAUCUGCAGUCUCCUGGCCAUCGCCGUGGACCGCUACAUCACCAUCUUCUACGCGCUGCGCUACCACAACAUGGUGACGGUGCGCCGGGCGCUCCUGGUCAUCUCGGCCAUCUGGGCGUGCUGCACAGCGUCCGGCAUGCUUUUCAUCAUCUACUCAGAGAGCACCACGGUGCUGGUGUGCCUCAUCAGCAUGUUCUUCACCAUGCUGGCGCUCAUGGCCUCGCUCUACGUGCACAUGUUCCUGCUGGCGCGGCUGCACAUGAAGCGCAUCGCCGCGCAGCCCGGGAGCGCGCCCAUACGCCAGCGCGCCAACAUGAAGGGCGCCAUCACGCUGACCAUCCUGCUGGGCGUCUUCGUGGUGUGCUGGGCGCCGUUCUUCCUGCACCUCAUCCUCAUGAUCACGUGCCCGCGCAACCCCUACUGCACGUGCUUCAUGUCCCAGUUCAACAUGUAUCUUAUCCUCAUCAUGUGUAACUCCAUCAUUGACCCCAUCAUCUAUGCCUUCCGCAGCCAGGAAAUGAGGAAGACUUUCAAGGAGUUCUUCUGCUGCUGGUACAGCCUGCCCAGCUUCUGUAUCUGCGAGAUGCUCGGGAAGUACUGAGCAGAGAGGAGGUGUGU